AUGUUUCGCAAUUUUUCCAGCCAACUGGCCGCUGCGGCCGUGGGAAACAACAAGAAUAGCGAUGGAGACAAAAAGACGAUGUCUCCGACCCUCCGGUCCGAUAUAUACACAGCCGUUGAUCAGGCGAGUUCGUGGCUGGCUGGUGGGAAGGGAGGAGGAAGCUUGCCUGGGGAUGGGAUGUCAUACGGGGCUGUACUAGCUACGAUCCAGAAGCACUUCCCUGACACGAAGAUUGGAAUCGAUUCGCUUGGGAACACGGAGAGUGAGGUCGCCAUUGUCGUCGGAGGCGUCACGAGCAUGGUUCUCGAGAUGAGCAGAUGGGAGGGCAUGGCAGGAGGAAUGGCGAUGAAGACUUGGGUAGACGCGCUCGGGGGCGCCUAUGCUAGGAUUGGAGACGAUGAUGGAUCGCUGAGGAAGGCCACGAUCGCCAAGGGGAUCACUAGAGGGAUUAACCAAAACGCAGAUGUGUCGCUGAUGACCAAGGAGUUUACGGCAAAGAUUCAGAUCAUAACUUGUUUGAAAUCUCUCAUUACCAGGGUUUAUGGGGUGGGAAGCGAGGAAGCGCGUCGGGCAGAGGCAUCAUUGAGCUCCAAGUUCAUCUAA
Molecule: messenger RNA, 603 nt
Organism: Guyanagaster necrorhizus
Lineage: Eukaryota; Fungi; Basidiomycota; Agaricomycetes; Agaricales; Physalacriaceae
Exons: 2
Coding region: 1-603 (200 amino acids)
Source: RefSeq, a predicted model, not a curated record